Molecule: messenger RNA, 1305 nt
Organism: Colletotrichum fioriniae
Lineage: Eukaryota; Fungi; Ascomycota; Sordariomycetes; Glomerellales; Glomerellaceae
Biological process (GO): lipid catabolic process
Molecular function (GO): triacylglycerol lipase activity
Source: RefSeq, a predicted model, not a curated record
AUGUUGGCCAAGCAAGCAGUUUCAAUAUCACGCCUGAAGUGGCUCAGAGAUAUGGUUGCGGAGAAGCUUGCCAAGAGGCACAAUGCGGGAGAUCUAGAGAUCUUUGGAACCAACUUCGACUUUGACUUUUACGAAACCGCUGCCAACUUCACAGGCUCUAAGCCCGGCGACGUCCUCAAGAUCCAGCCUGUAAUUCCUACCAACAUCACCGUGCCCGCUGGUCUUGCCGUCUACAAGAUCCAAUACACCAGCGCCGACAUCGAUGGCUCCCCUGUGCCCGUCACUGGCUUUGUCGCCUUCCCGUUUGCUAGGACACAGCAGCCCUUCAACCUGAUCGCCUACGCACACGGAACCAGCGGAGUCUUCCGCGGCUGCGCUCCUUCAACGUCACCCAGCUUGUUCGAUUACCAAAGCUGGUCACCGCUCCUGAUUGCAGGAUACGCCGUUGUUGCCACCGACUAUGCCGGCCUAGGAAAUAACUACACCGCUCACAAGUAUGUCGCCAGUGCAGCCAAUGCCAAUGAUACGUAUUGGUCGGUUGUAGCUGCUCGCACUGCUUUUCCAGACAUUCUCUCACACGACUGGGCUUCCAUCGGCCACUCUCAGGGCGGCGGGGCAGUGUGGAAGCUGUCAGAGCACAAGCUCGUCCAAGAUUCGACCAGUGGAUAUCUUGGAGGUGUUGCUGUAGCACCUGUUACCAAGAUCUACGACGCGCUGGUUGCCAUCGACUCGCUCCGCAAUCUUACUCAGACCGGAGGAGACGACCACGACUUCCUUGCUCUGGGCGUCAUUCCAUCUGCGGUACUUGGCAUCAAGGCAACGUUUCCGGAUUACGACGCUCCCGUUAUUUCAGCCAAGCUAAAGAACAGAAUUGAGCUCGCAAAGGUCGGACAGCUAUGCGACAACGCCAUCUCGGGUCUCACAGUUGACCUCCGCCUCGACGCUCUCUCCAAUCGCACCGCCGCAUCCGAUACGCACCUCAAAGAUUUCCAAGAUUUGAACGCUCCGGCUCAAGGUGACCGCGCCUCAAAGCCGCUGCUUUUGGUUCUGGGUGAAGACGAUACCAUCGUUUCAGAAGAGUCCGGUGCUGCCUCGUUCGACGAGUCCUGCGCCUAUGGGAAUACUGUUCAUAUGAGCAUCUACCCUGGCUUAGACCACUCUGCUGUCUUAACGGCAGCAACGCCUGAGUGGCUUGCGUUCUUCCAGGACCGAUUUGCCGGAAAGGCGUUUGUGAAUGGUUGCUCAAAUGAGACCAAGGUUCCCUUUGACCUGGAGCAUGCACAGCGGCCCUUAGAUAGCUACUGA